Messenger RNA from Glarea lozoyensis ATCC 20868, 1782 nucleotides. Its product is annotated as Protein kinase-like (PK-like). NCBI's taxonomy places the organism in Eukaryota, Fungi, Ascomycota, Leotiomycetes, Helotiales, Helotiaceae. The coding region runs from base 1 to 1782 and encodes 593 amino acids. Gene Ontology annotation, biological process: protein phosphorylation. The record is from RefSeq and is a predicted model, not a curated record. The transcript has 5 exons. Gene Ontology annotation, molecular function: protein kinase activity; ATP binding.
AUGGCCGAGGUGUUUGGGAUCGUUUCGGGGGUUUUGGGGCUUCUCCCACUCUGUCGAGAUGGGCUGGGCAUGAUCAAGGAUGUGUUUGAUGCAACAAACGUACUCCAACUUGCAGUUGGUAGAGUGGAACUCCAACGAGAUCGAUUCGAUGAAUGGCGGGAAAUAUGGCGCAACGAAGAUGGCGAGGUAGAUAUCAAGUUCGAAUCAUAUGCCAAAAGUAAUCCCGCGUCUGCAAAGCGAAUCUUACGACAAUUGGCGUUGCUCUCGCAAGCACUCUUCGAUGCAAGAGCUUUAGAAGAGCAGUUCGGCUUUAAGCCUGACAGAUCUAACCGAGAUUCCAAAGACCUUUCGCAGUUCCGCUUACGAAGUGGCCAAGAGCUCACAAUCGAGACGCAAGGCCCAUUUCUGGAGCGAUGUCGCAUCAACCUGUCCUUCAUGAAGCGUUGUCGAUUUGUGUUCAGGAAAAAGGAUAGCGCAUGGAACGACUUGAUUGAUUUAUUGAAAGAGUAUAAUGAAAACCUGUCUACCUACGGUCCGAAACCAGACUUAGAAAAAAUGUUAAAGGGGGAAUUUAAAUUGAUACGACAACUUCAGCUGAAGGAGUUGAAGCGGUUAGCGGAGGCUGCUGCAUUCGAGGCGAAACAUUCACCGAAGGGUAACGAACACAUAGGGAGAUACCACGAUCUAUCUUUGGCGGCACAAUUCAGUGCUGUUGUCAAGUUCGAACGGCCACAUGCGGCAAUCAAAUUUGGAAUGCGAGACUUCCGCUUCGAUCAGUCUUAUAUCAUAUCUUCCACACCAUCCUCCACGAUGGCUCUUUUGUUCGAUUAUCCAGUCAAAAAGGAGCAUCGAGUUGUGCUCAUUGAGUGGAUUAAUAACAACGAUCGCGAUCAAGAACGAGAUACUCGCAUAAAGACUCUGAUGCUAGCAACACCGAAGCCAGGAAAGCUGCUACUUCCGACGUGUUAUGGAAUGGUGGAAGAUCCAUACACUAGGAAAUAUGGUCUGGUGCUGGCACCUCCAACUCACAUCCGCUCAAAUCUCCCUCAAAUACUUCCAGCAGGUGCUAUAUCACAAAAACGGAUGCCCGUAUCGUUGAGAGAACUCCUAGAAGGAAAGCACCCCUCAUGUCUACACAAGUUAGACCUCGGUAUACGAUUUGCCCUCGCAAAAAGACUUGUUGACGCCGUACACUUGAUGCAUUGUGUGGGUUGGGUCCACAAAAACAUCCGCGCAAACUCCAUCCUAUUCUUCCCAGCAAAGAACAAACCGUCCAGUGGUCCUCCUGGUCCUGCAUCAGGCUUUCCUCAACCUAUCGGCUACGACGAACCGCUUUUGGUCGGUCUCGGCAAUGCUCGCGUCGACGAUCUAGUCAACGAUCCAGGGUUUGCAUACGACUCAAAGGACCAGAGAGCAGCUCUCACGCGACGCCCGAAUGAUCUCAAUCUCGAUUACUAUCAACAUCCUGACAAGCGGUGGAAUCCUAUGAUAAGGUAUUCGAGGGCGCAUGAUGUGUAUAGUCUGGGUGUGCUGCUGCUGGAGAUUGGGUUGUGGAAAAGUUUGGAUAGUAUUGUGGAGGUUGCGGAUGAUGAUUUUGAGAGGACGAAGAAGGAUUUUCAGAGUUUGACUAUGAAACUGAAUGGGUUGACGGGUUCGAUCUAUGGUGAGGUGGUCAGGAAGUGUCUCGCGAUUAAUGUGAGAGAGCGGACAGAGAAGGAAGCCAAUGAUCUCUCAAAGUUCUUGACUGAGAUUGCGACUACUCUUGAUAAGUGUUAUGCAUGA